Molecule: messenger RNA, 1551 nt
Organism: Clonostachys rhizophaga
Lineage: Eukaryota; Fungi; Ascomycota; Sordariomycetes; Hypocreales; Bionectriaceae
Source: the annotation of a GenBank genome assembly
AUGGCACCUCCGAGCAUCCACGAAGAGCAUGAUGAGAUUAAGCAGAGCUCGAAACCCGUGACCGAGCAAAGGGUAACGUUGCUAGCAUGCGCCCUGGGCGCUGUGGCAAGUAUUGGUGGUUUCAUCUUUGGUUAUGUCAGCGGAGAAAUCUCUGGCUUCUUCCUCAUGAGAGACUUCGGUGAACGAUUUGGACAGAUAAACGAUGACGGCACGAUCGUAUUCAGUGCCGCCCGCCAAGGCACCAUCACGAGUCUCCUCUGUAUAGGCGCCUUGAUUGGCGCCCUCGUCGCCGGCAAGAUGGCAGAUUCCAUUGGACGACGCCUGACGAUUUCUGCAUCUGCCUUCUUCACCUGCCUGGGUACAAUCAUCGAGAUUUCGUCACGGUCGAGUUGGGUCCAGCCGGCCAUCGGUCGCCUCGUCACCGGCGUGAGCAUCGGUGCAUUGUCUGUCGUGGUACCCAUGUAUCAGUCCGAGAGCGUACCGGCCAAGAUCCGCGGUGUAGUCGUAUCUACCUACCAGCUGCUUAUCACCCUCGGAAUCUGGACCGCAGCCAUGGUCAACUGGGGCACCGAGUCGGCCUCGUCGUCGGCUUCUUGGAGGAUUCCCAACGGCCUCUCCUUUGCCUGGGCUCUUGUUCUUGGCGGCGGUAUCCUCUUCCUGCCUGAAAGCCCGCGUUACGCCUACUACCGCGGCCGGACUGUGGAGGCAAGAGAGACCAUUUCCCGACUCACAGGCAUGGCGCAAGACUCUGCAACGGUUGAGGAGGAGAUAGCCGAGCUCGAGAAGCAAAUCUCCGAGGAGAAGAACAGCACUGCAGACUUCCGCUGGACUGAGAUUUUCACCGCCCCGCGCAUGUUCUAUCGCACGACCCUUGGUAUCGUGCUCAUGGCCGGUCAGCAGCUUACAGGAUGCAACUUCUUCUUCUACUUUGGAACCACCCUGUUCAAGUCCACCGGUAUUGAGAACAGCUACACUACACAGAUUAUUCUUGCAUCAGUCAAUGUAUUUUACACCGUUAUUGGGCUGUGGAUCAUCCAGCGUUUCGGCCGCAGGAUCAUCCUUCUGGUUGGAGCUGGCUGGAUGAUGGUCUGCUUCUUUAUCUACGCUUUUGUUGGCCACUUUGCUAUUGACUCCGAGAACCCUAUGAAUACGCCUACUGCCGGCACCGUCCUCGUAGCCUUCUCUUGCUUGGCGAUUGCUGCCUUUGCCGUCAGCUGGGGGCCGCUCGCCUGGGCUGUAAAUGCCGAGCUCUUCCCUCUUCGAUACCGCGGGGCCUGUAUGGGUCUCGCCACUGCCGCCAACUGGUUUUGGAACUUUACUCGAUUCAUCACCGACGACAUUGGCUACCUUUACGGCCUUGUCUUUGCUGGAUGUUGCGCUGCCCUCAUGGUCAUCGUCUUCUUCUUCGUCAUCGAAUCCAAGGAUCGAACGUUGGAAGAGAUUGACCUGAUGUACAUCAACAAGGUGAACCCGAUCAAGUCGGCCAGCUGGACCAAGGCGGACAUCAAGGAAAACCUCAGGGAGGGCCGCGAAGAAGAAAGCUCAGCAUGA